CUGGCUCAUCCGUUCGGAUUAUUAUUAACUUUAUAUCGCCUAUGAAGCAACGAUAAAUCAUCGCGUAAGUGCGUUAUAAUACGUUUGGUACCUUUAACAUUAUCUGGAAAUUUUGAAAGGCUGCCAUUCUGCUCUUGGCUGAACGCUGGGUACAUUUUGGGCUGAAGCAAGGUCCAGUCUCACAAUGCUGUCAGCGUACGCUCUCGUCCUUGUGGCUCUGAUAACCAUCCUGCUUCUCGUACUGAACCGCAAAAAGAAAACGAGCGUCCCUGGUCCGUCUCUCCUCCAAGGUCUGAAGGAACUCUCAAGGAGCGUCAAAUCGAACAAACUCCAUGUCCUGGCUGCCAAGUGGGCGGACAAAUAUGGCGACCUCGUGUCGGUUGAUGCCGUCAUCCGCAAGGUCGUCUUCAUCAACAGUCCCGCGCUCGCUCGUAAACUUCUCUCAGACCCUAGUACGAGAGACAUCAGCAACGACAGACCUCCGACUUACAUAGGCAGAGAGUUUUUGAACGGACACAAAGACAUUAUAACUGCCUCGUACGGGAAAGAACUUAUCCAGAGGAGACGACUCUUUCACAACGCUCUAAAGUUCUACGGUGAAGGAGUCCAGGGCUUUGAAGAUCUAAUGACAAACACAAGCAAACAUUUAUGUGAGCGUCUGGCAAAGUACCCUGGGAACGCACCCCUAGUGACAGAAAUCAAUGGUUACAUCGGCUGGGUAGUUGGACUUCUGCUCAAGGGAAAGGACACUACUCAAGAUGACCUUGAUUCGAUGCAGAAGUAUAUUGAAACGGGAAAUGAAGUUUUUAUAUUUGAAAAUGAAAUCUUCCUAGAAUCAAUUCCCUACAUAGCACAUGUUCCUGGUUUCCGGCUGAAUGAGCUGGUGACAGGGUUAAGAAAGUUGGACAAUGAGAUUGACGCAAGGUUCCUAACAUCUGUUCGAGAAACCUUCAAGAAAGGCGAAAGGACAGGUAUCAUUACGGAUUUGUUUGAGCAACAGAAGCAGUUGGAAAAGAACGGGAACUUCACUGACAUGUCUGAUGAAAUUGUACAGUGUCUUGUCAAGAAUAUCAUUGCCGCAGCCAACCUUACGACAGCGGGGACUCUCAAUGCUUUGUUUUUGUUGAUCAUCGUAAACCCUAAGAUACAGGAGCGUAUCUAUGCAGAGAUCUGUGAAGUUAUCGGUAAUGACCCUCCAAGUUUUGACCACAAACGUCAGAUGCCUUACACGGAAGCGGUGAUCCUGGAAACAUUAAGGUAUUGUACAGUAACGCCACUGCUUCUACCCCACUGCGCCAGGGAAGACAUCAACUUCGAGGGUCAUUUCAUUCCAAAAGGAACCUUCCUUCUCCUGAACGCUUGGUAUUUCCACCACAGAGAAGAUUUGUGGGACAAGCCCUGGACCUUCAACCCCGACAGAUUCCUAGACGCUGACGGCCAACUGUUAUCCCCAGAGCAUCCAACACGCCAGAACCUUCUGGCGUUCGGAACCGGCAAACGUGCUUGUCCUGGGGAAAGUUUCGCGAGGCUCCGCGUCUUUUUCAUCGUGGUCACUUUGGUCCAACAGUUUCGUUUUCUUCCUCCUGUUGGCGCUGAGCUACCGUCAUCGAACCCAGAGAAUUGGGAGACGAAAUCUGUGAUGGCACCGCAUGACUACACAUGCCGCUUGGAGCGUCGGUCUGCUGCAGAGGCUGGAAUAUAGAACUCAUGGCUGAGAGGUGGUGGUGGGAGAGGUUGGGAUUGUUGAUGGGGUGAGGGAAGUGGGUACGUGAAAUGAUGGUGUUCUGCUGACCUUUCACCAAGCUGAAACGGCUCACAUUGGACAAGAUGACGUAGAAACGUAUAGCCGUGACCAACAUAAAAUAGAAUGUAUUUGAAGCUUUACGUUAGUCUUCUGCUAUAAUUCGAGGACAGGAAGGAGGAAGAACAUUUAUCGAUUUCAAGAGGGCCAUUUUCAAAGCAGUAAAAAACAACUGAGCCUUUUGCAUGUUUUCUUCCCCUGGGGGGUUAAAAACAAUAUCUUUUCUUACUUUUUCACUCUGGCUUGUUUUACUUUGUUCAGUCGUGUGGGGUGAAUCGUUAUAAUCGAAGAUCUCGAUCUUUCUGCUGGGACUGAAACGUUGUAUCCCUCUCACCACAGGAGGGCAGGCUCGGAACUCACCAACACGCCUUAUUGUUCUACGUUAUCUAAUUUGUAUCAGUGGGGGCGUAAAAACUCAACAACAACAAAAAGAAAUCUAAUUUUCCUUUUUUUUAAUGCACUACUAGUAGUUUUUUGCGCUCUGCAAAUCUACAUGGAUCAUUUUCUGCACUCACGCCACUGGCAUUUCUUGAACGUUUUGGAUAACAAGCCAUGUAUAUACGCGACAUACUAUUCUCUUUUAGGACACUUGUUGGCGCUCUAAUAUUAUAAUAUGCAUACACUGUACGUGUUAACUUUUGGCAAUCAGUUGCACUGCCGUUUUAACUUCUUAAUUUUAUUUUGUAUGAUAAACCGUUAGAGUUGAGAUGUUGAUAUAAAUAUUAAUGACAUUUUAAUUCUUGAUUAUUAUUUUGAUUAUACUUUGAUAGUUUAGUGUUUCAGUUUAGGUGAACAUUAAAAUGGAAGCUUUCAGUGAUAAUUUCAACAAAUUUUGAACAUUUUGCAAUGGUAAACGUCAUUUCUGUCCUCCAUCUAUCUAUUCAAGUUAUCAUGUGACCAACACUGUGGAGGUUUUUUCCGAUCAAAAACAAAUUCGAUUAGAUG
This is a messenger RNA of Aplysia californica (California sea hare), 2746 nucleotides long. Its product is annotated as cytochrome P450 2D26-like. Gene Ontology annotation, molecular function: monooxygenase activity; oxidoreductase activity, acting on paired donors, with incorporation or reduction of molecular oxygen; iron ion binding. Lineage: Eukaryota; Metazoa; Mollusca; Gastropoda; Aplysiida; Aplysiidae. The transcript is spliced from 2 exons. Bases 185 to 1702 code for a protein of 505 amino acids. The record is from RefSeq and is a predicted model, not a curated record.